GGGGCCUGGACUAGAUGACCUUGGCUGGCUCACCUGCAUCCCCGAGGGCUGCCACGGCACAGGAGAACCUAUCAUAAUUGAAGAAAAAUGAUGGAAGAGAGUGGAAUAGAGACAACACCACCUGGGACUCCUCCACCAAAUCCUGCAGGACCGGCUGCUGCUGCCGAUUCUGUUCCUGCUGCUGCAGUGUCUUCCACCCCUGUUCCUUUAGCUGCAACCAGUUCUUUUUCUUCUCCAAAUGUAUCUUCUGUGCAGUCCUUGCCACCACAUGCAUAUUCCACCCCUCAGCCGUCCCUUCCUCCUGUGAGGCCUUCGGCAUCAUUGCCUUUUGUGCCUCCUUCACCAGUUCCUUCUCCACCACUUGUUACUGCUAUAACACCCCCUGUUUCUCCACCAACUGCUGCUGCCUUCAGUACUCCUCCUCUGUCCCACUUCCCAGCUUCGACUUCUGCCCCAAGUACUCUUCCACCUGCGCCCGCUUCGGGUCCUCCUACAUCAGGAUUUUCUGUUGGUUCAGCUUAUGACAUUACAAGGGGACAUGCAGGAAGAGCUCCCCAGACACCCUUGAUGCCGUCAUUUUCUGCACCUACCGUAACAGGUAUUUUGCCAGCCCCUAUUACUCAGCAAGCCAGUUUGACAUCUCUAGCCCAGGGGUCGGAGACCACAUCAGCCAUUACUUUCCCAGAGGAACAAGAGGACCCUAGAAUUGUUAGAGGUCAGGAUGAAGCAUCUGCUGGUGGACUCUGGGGUUUUAUUAAGGGUGUAGCUGGGAAUCCUAUGGUGAAAUCUGUGCUUGAUAAAACAAAGCAUUCAGUAGAAAGCAUGAUUACAACGCUGGACCCUGGCAUGGCUCCAUAUAUCAAAUCUGGAGGUGAACUGGAUAUUGUUGUGACCUCAAAUAAAGAAGUAAAAGUCGCUGCAGUCCGGGAUGCCUUCCAGGAGGUCUUUGGCUUAGCUGUGGUGAUGGGUGAAGCUGUUCAGUCCAAUAUUGCCCCACAACCAGUGGGCUAUGCAGCUGGAUUAAAAGGAGCCCAGGAACGGAUAGAUACCUUGCGUCGAAAUGGAGUGAUCCAUGAGAAACAGAUUGCUGUGUCAGUAGAAAACUUUAUCGCAGAAUUGCUACCAGACAAGUGGUUUGAUAUUGGUUGUGUGAUAGUUGAAGAUCCUGUUCAUGGCAUUCAUCUAGAAACAUUUACACAAGCGACACCAGUGCCUUUGGAAUUUGUGCAACAGGCUCAAAGUCUAACUCCCCAGGACUACAAUCUAAGGUGGUCAGGCCUUUUGGUGACAGUGGGCGAAGUCCUGGAAAAGAGUUUAGUAAAUGUCAGCCGGACUGAUUGGCACAUGGCUUUCACUGGCAUGUCACGUCGACAGAUGAUCUACAGUGCAGCCAAAGCAAUAGCGGGCAUGUAUAAACAGCGCCUACCACCCAGGGCCGUGUGAGAGAAGACUUAUCUAGGAUACUGAGAUGUCCUCACUUUGACCUUGGUGUAAAGAAGAGAUUUGACUUUCUUAAAUUGGAUAGCUUCAGUGAUCCAGCAGUUUUGGUAAUUCUACUGUAGGCUACAGAUUUUCUUUCCCUUUAAAAAAGCAUGGUUUUAUGUCAGUAGAUGAAACAGAUCCUUUUUAUGAUCAUAAUUUCAUGGACUGUAGUUCCCAAAAGAAAUACACAGUAUAAAUAUUUUUAUAGGACAGUUUGAUAUACCAGAUUUAUAAGGUGCAAAUUCAUGUGUUAAGACAUUUAACUUAAAGAUAUGUACUUGAUUAUUUUUUUUUAAGAAAACAU
Molecule: messenger RNA, 1786 nt
Organism: Pteronotus mesoamericanus
Lineage: Eukaryota; Metazoa; Chordata; Mammalia; Chiroptera; Mormoopidae
Gene: PRRC1
Product: proline rich coiled-coil 1
Exons: 9
Coding region: 88-1443 (451 amino acids)
Biological process (GO): activation of protein kinase A activity
Cellular component (GO): cytoplasm
Molecular function (GO): protein kinase A regulatory subunit binding
Source: RefSeq, a predicted model, not a curated record